GUUCCCCCGUCGCCUUGUUUCUCCAAACACUAAAGCACAGCCCCCUUACAAACACAGCAACAUGACGCCGAAACGAGUUCAGGCUGCUUCCUCUAGCGCGCUGGCGCUAGCGCUACUGGCCUGCGCCUGCGCCUGUGCGUUCGGCGCGAAGUCGCCGCAGAGCUCUUCCGUGGCCGGCGGCGGCGCCGCCCCCGCCGCCGGCGGCUGGAGUCCGCCCGCCUUCUGCCGCGGCAAGGACUGCCCAGAGUACGAGAUCCUGCAGACCCGGGACGACGUGGAGCUACGCCGCUACAAGAAGGGGCGUGUUCUGCGGAGGUAGGGGUGUGAGGGCGUGAGAGACCACCGCAUAGAUGGUCUCCGCCGCUGAGCCCCUGUCCCCCAAGUGAGAGAGGGGAGGUUGCCAGUGCGCCUAGGCGUACUGGGCCUGGCCCCUUUCCCACAGCGGGUCAUACGGUUUUAUGGUGGUCUCCCGGGCCAUUUGUGGCUGUAGAUUUCGCGGCGGAGGGCUGUGAUGGCGGUUGUGGUGUGGACGGCGUGCUGAACUAGUUUACGGCAUGUGUUGUGUGCGGACUGUGUGGGGCAUCCGAGUGUUUUGAGGAGGGCAUGAAGGUGGGGUGUGACCGUGCCAGUAUGGCCAAGGCUAAUUAUAGUGUCUGGGCUGUACAUCACGUCCCAGCCUGCGUCGCGGAGAGCGGCCACGAGGUCUUCGUGUUGUUGCAGUUUCUCUGCGCGUUUGUCCGGGUGGUUUAGGUCCGAGCAGUAUCCGACUUCUAUGACGUAGACCUUAUGGGCGCUCCUUUGUCGGCGUGUGCGGGGUGCACGGGCUGGCAGUCCGGACAUGUGCAUCCGGAGUGUGGGAAUGACCAGCAGGUCUGGACGGAGCUUCUUACGCACGCUCUCUGGCGUGCUGGGGAGCAUCCACGCAGGGAUGCGGGUUCCCCCGCUAUAAGUGGGGGCAUCCUUACCGGCGUCCAUGUACAUAACGCAGCCUCCAUAGUGGCCCUGACUUAUUGCUUUCGCUAUCCGCUGGACAGCGCGGUUGUGACGCGCAAUGUAGGCUGCUUUCAUGCGUGGGUGGGUGCAGCCGCCCAGGGUGUGCGUGCCACCGUCGUCGCCGCGGCACAGGGGGCAUUCGCCGCCUGCGCAGCCGGGCAUGGGGUGUUUUACUCUUGCGGCCCGCUUGGCAUUCCAGGAGAGGCCCCAGCGGUAUUUGAACGCGCAGCGGGCCUCUUCAAAUGAGAACUUGUCGAACAGGUUUAGGCCGUAGCGUUCGUCGAUGUGCUUCCUCGCUGCCUCCCAUAGUUCCGCGUACAGUCCUGAUUUGGUAUAACCGGUCGCGGUGGAUUUACGGGCCAUUUUCUUCAGGUCGCGAUUGAGGUCGUUGGCGUAGCGCAACCGUUCUUCCAAAUUGCCAUUGUGCUCCACAAUUUCCUUCUGGGCAAUCCAUCCCUCUAAGGGUUCAUAUGGGUGCGAGUAUAGAGUUUCUGUCGCAUCCGGCUGCACUGUUCUGGUGGCCACAGCCUGUGCCGCUUCAUCCGCUUUCUGAUUUCCUACGCAUGUGUCUGUCUGGUGCGAACGUACGUGAUAAAAUGAUGUCUUGUGUCCAGCUAGGGCACGUUCCGCAAGUUGGUCGACUAUGGUCCCAAACAUCUCGCGGUGCUUGCUUACGUGGAGUGACUCGGGCUCCAUAAUGGCGCGACGGAGGAUGAACAGACUGACAAGACUGUCGGUGUAGACCCGUAGGUGAGGUGUGUCGCGAUGGAGGCGGAGCGCCGUGCGUAUGGCGGAUGAUUCACACCGAAGGAUGGUGCUCAGGGGUGUGUUGAAGGCGAUGUCUUCAUCAAUGUGCGUGGUGCGGUUGUCGCUGGCGUCCCAGACCGCCGCUCCCAGGCCCGUGUACUCUCGUGUGUGUGGUACUUUGCUCCCGUCGGUAAAGACCGCGGAGCCUCGUGUGGGUGCGAGCGGGACAUAAGCGCGGUAGAGGGUUGCAAGCUCCGUAGGGGAUGGUAGGGUGGGGGCAUCGCGAGGGGGCUGGGGCUGGGGCGUCUGGCUGCUCUGGGCGAGGAUGCGCCGUUUUAACUUCCGGGGGGUUGGGGGCCACGGGUUGGGUGUGUCUGGGUCCGUGGGGGGUUUACGGGUAGCUAGGUGCGGGGUGUGCCCGAGCGCGUCCGCUAGGGCGAGUGCAAGCCCACUCUCCAGGGCCUGAUUGAGGAGGAGGCGGCCCCUUUCGUUUGUCACGCACAGGAGGUGGAGUCCACGUCGGUGAGCGGGGAGCUCCUGCGGCUGGCCUAGGCCUGAGGCCAGGCCUGCCCAGGCGUGCGCCGGUUUGAUGUGCCCCAGGUCGUGGACCAGUGGGUGUUGGAGCCAGGCUGUGUAGCCGCUUGUGUCGCCAUACGGGACCACCACGACGGACAGGUGCGGUGUGUGCGGUGUUGCCGCCUCGGCGCUGGCGACCGCCCACGCCAUGGCCAGGCUGGUGUGCUCGGGUUGUGGGGGUGGGUGAACGAAGGAGAUUCCAUCUAGCGUGCGGCUGUAGCAGUCGUGGGCGGCCCCGAACUCUGAAUCUUGCGGGUGGGUAGUGUAGUAUGCUGGGAUGUCGCAGUGGGCGUUGAGGGGAGAUGCGAAUGCCUCCGUCUGGAACUUGAUAUGGGACGUGAGCGUGGACAUCAGGUCGGGGCAGAGGGUUACCUCGUGCGCUGGGUUGGUGGAACUCUCCUUGUGGCGUUUGCUGGGGCGGUACCGUAUAAUCAGGGAGGCCAGAGCGGCAGCAAACCUUUCCGGGGGGUGAGUGGGGUUAAGGGUCCUGUACCGGGCGUGGAGUAGGGCAAGUCGGGCAGCGCUAACGGUUCCUAUG
Molecule: messenger RNA, 2854 nt
Organism: Chlamydomonas reinhardtii
Lineage: Eukaryota; Viridiplantae; Chlorophyta; Chlorophyceae; Chlamydomonadales; Chlamydomonadaceae
Exons: 3
Coding region: 62-319 (85 amino acids)
Source: RefSeq, a predicted model, not a curated record